Messenger RNA from Prosopis cineraria, 2115 nucleotides. RefSeq lists its product as uncharacterized. Gene Ontology annotation, molecular function: GTPase activity; GTP binding. NCBI's taxonomy places the organism in Eukaryota, Viridiplantae, Streptophyta, Magnoliopsida, Fabales, Fabaceae. The record is from RefSeq and is a predicted model, not a curated record.
AAUCAAUCCCUACCCUGCUAUCUAAAAUAAGUUAACAUGUAAAAACAAGCACAGCCAUUGAUUAGUACUCUUAACGGCGUGCCGCUGUCCCGCGAACAGUCGAAUUGGCGAAGCUUCCGCCCCCGUCCUGGGAGAUGACUAGACCCGGACGAGGCAGCGGAGGGUGGCAAUGCACGACAAGGAAGAGAGCCGGUUUGGGUCUCCAAUAGGGAGUGGCAGUGUCGAUUACUUUGUCGAAGUCACUUGCAGCGAAUGGCGCCGGAAUCUUCUCGCCGGGUCCUUCACGGAGGCUGCAUCGCUUAACGUAUUAAUUUUUCUUUCGCCCUUCCAAUUCAUUAGCCCUGGAUCAUCCCCGUCGUUGGACACAGCCUUCAGUUUUGUGCUUGCAUCCAGCAAGUUGCAAUUCUGCGCUUUUUAGGGAAAAAGCAGUGGCUAUAAUCCACGUGUCAUUUCAUCUGCCACCCGAUUAAAGCAAUGGGUAGAUUUGAGUGACGAGGAGAGGUUUGCAGUGGAGAAACAAUUUCGAGGAACAGUGCCAGAGUUGGGGAAGGCAAUUUCGAGCUGAUUCCCUAGGGUUUUGGACACAGAUAAUCAAUAUUAUUUCUCUCAUUCAGUGAAAUUCAAACUUGGCAGUGAACAUGAAUGCUAGAGAUUCUCAGAAGGAUCCGAAUGCUCUAGAGAAUCGACCCGGGAUCCUUGUGAUUGGAUCUUCCAAUGUUGGCAAACGCACGCUCUUAUCCCGAUUGCUCUCUAUUGUUGAAGAUGCUUCCGAUUCUUCCUCUGAUGUAUCUGUCCAUGGGUGGACCAUCAAUACCAAGUACUACACCGCUGAUGUCUCUGUAUGGAUGACUCAUCUCAGUGAUGACUUUUCUGUUUGGAACCUGCCCAUAUUUCACAAUUGACUGCUUUGGUGAUGGUUUUUUGACAUGAGUGAUUUAUCUUCUCUAGCUGCACUCCAAGAUUGGGUGUCACGCUCUGAUACAAAUUUUGAGAUAUUAUUAUGUAUUGGAAACAAAGUGGACCUGGUUCCUGAUCAUCCAGUUCAUGCUGAAUACAGAAGACGAUUUGCAGAAAAACCAGAAAAAACUGUUAUUGAUCCAUGUGCUGAGUUCACUGAGUAUGGUAUAGCUGAGUGUGAAGGAACUAGUUUGUUGGGGAAUGAAGAUCCAACAUGGGAUUCCAGAAGAUCUUGUUUGGUGUUUACUGAACGUAACAUUGAAUUCAUUGAGGCGUGUGCUUCCAAUGCUGAUUUUGACAAAUGCUUGUCUGUUGAUGGUGAUUCACAAGGAGUUGAACGGCUAUUUGGUGCUCUUUCUGCUCAUAUGUGGCCUGGGAUGAUUUUAAAAUCUGGUGGUGAUAGAAUAAAUGAACCAUCUUUACCUGAGAAAGAGUCGUCUUCAGAAGAAUCUGAUUAUGAAUUGGAGUAUGAAGUCUUAUCAGCUGGUUCAGCUGAUCCUUGGGAUGACCCAGAACAAAGAUGGGUUUCUGCUGCUCCCUUAGAUGCUGGAAAAUCAGCUUCGCAGAACAACCCUGUCACAGACUGUGAACUUAAAGACAAAACUAGUUCUGAUAAAAAUUUGCAGGCCUCGACCUCAAGCACUGUAUUGCAGGAUGAGAGUCACAAGGAAGUUGAGGAUUCUGAAGGAGAAGGGGAAUCAGGUAAAGAUUUUGACUUAGAGGAUUUGGAACAGUUAAUGUCAGAGAUAGGCAAUAUGCGUGCUGGCUUAAGAUUGAUGCCUGAUUUCCAGAGAAGGGAAAUGGCUGCAAAGUUGGCCUUGAAAAUGGCUUCCAUGUUUGGGGAGGUAGUGACGAUGAAGAUGAACUUUAGAAAACAUAAAUGUCUCUGGUUACGAGAAUCAAAUAGAAAUGUUUUAUGAAUGCCAAUUGUUAGGACUCUCAUGCAAGAGUGUCUCAUACAAAGAUCAGAGGUUUUCUCAUGCUAUUGCUCUGUGCUCUUUGCAGCUCGUGGUUGUGUUUUUGCGAAGCAGAACAUUUUGUUCAAAAAUUGAAUGUCUAGUCAUGUUCAUGGUGCCUAUCAACGUUUUCAUAUUGCGACGUGCUUAUAGAUGCUAAGUUAUUAUAAGAAGCCCCAGCAUUGCAUCGAGUGUUUAAAAA